Mycena citricolor is the source of this 1147-nucleotide messenger RNA. The record is from the annotation of a GenBank genome assembly. NCBI's taxonomy places the organism in Eukaryota, Fungi, Basidiomycota, Agaricomycetes, Agaricales, Mycenaceae.
GCGUGCGUCACGAGAUGUCACGAGACGUGACCGUGAGACGUGACUCGCCGUCUUCCUGGCGCAGAGGGUCGAGCUUGUUUUCCCCAACCGUGACAUCGCCGGAAAGCGAGCAUGCGAGCAGUAAUCCAACGUGUGGCAUCUGCCUCCGUAGCAGUGGACGGGCAGGUGAUUUCUCACAUAUCCAAGGGCCUCAUGGUUCUCGUCGGAAUAUCGCGAGGAGCAGAUGACACUGCUACCGAUGUCGCGACACUGACAAACAAGAUACUUUCUCUACGUGUGUUCCCCGACUCGCAAGAUCCUUCCAAAGCCUGGAAAGCAAACGUUAAAGACAUCGACGGAGAGGUUCUCUGUGUUUCCCAGUUUACUUUGAUCGCAGAUACCAAGAAGGGCAACAAACCUGAUUUUCACAACGCCAUGACGCUCUCCGGAAAUUAUACAAAGCCGAGAAGAUACAAGGUUCGGCGGGUGCGAGCAUUCGAGCGCGCUGCGGUCGCUGACACUACGACGCCAGACGGCAGGUUCGGGGCGAUGAUGGAUGUGGCGCUCACGAACGAGGGUCCGGUGACAUUCACGCUAGAUUCGCGGAAGUUUGAGUACGUGCAGGACGGCGGCGGCCAGAAUCGACUCGGCACCGCAGAGGGACCGUCAGAGAAAAGCAUCCGUGCCAAUGUGUCUGCAACGGCCACUUGAGAUCCGCGUCUUCCUUCGAGUCCUGUCCGGCAAGUCGAGCGGCGCAUGCGAUUGGAUGGACUGGGAUGGGAUGCUUCGGGCCCGCUCCCCACGGUAGAUCGUAACUGAAUGAAUGCAUUCCGCUUCUGCAGGCCGCGCACCCAUCGGGAUCAGGAUUCGACUUCCGAGCGGUCUGAAGCUUGAUAGAUUGCUCUCCCCUGCUGCGGUUGAACGAAGAGCCGGCGGGCUUCACUCUCCGUGUGUCUCCUGUUCCCCCGGCGUUUUCUCACUCGCAAACAGCCUGAGAGGAAGCGUCUGCAUACGAUGAGCUUGGCAGGUCGCUGACCACUGAUCGCGCGACAUCACAGGAAAAAUGACUCCAAUCCUCCGCGACUUCUCGGCGGCGGUAGCCGAGCACAGAGAAUUUGUAGCACUCGUGCCACGGACCAUCCUGUCCAGUAAAGCAUGCGCAUCUAAU